This is a messenger RNA of Solea solea (common sole), 1642 nucleotides long. RefSeq names its product nuclear factor 7, brain-like. The transcript has 2 exons. NCBI's taxonomy places the organism in Eukaryota, Metazoa, Chordata, Actinopteri, Pleuronectiformes, Soleidae. The record is from RefSeq and is a predicted model, not a curated record. Gene Ontology annotation, molecular function: zinc ion binding. The coding region runs from base 106 to 1497 and encodes 463 amino acids.
UGAAGAGACGCAGAUUGACACACGUCCUCGGAGUCCAGCUACAAGAAAGAAGACACUGCUGCUUCGCCCACUUGUCCACACACUGAAGCUACUAUCACAGACAUAAUGGCCUCCAGAUUAGAGGAGGAUCUCUGCUGUCCGGUCUGUCAGGAGGUCUUCAGAGAUCCUGUGGUUCUGUCCUGUAGCCACAGCUUCUGUAAAGACUGUGUGAAGAGAUGGUGGAAGGACAGACCAACAACAGACUGUCCUAUUUGUAAGAGAAGGGCUUCAAUGGACCCACCGUGUAACCUGGUUUUAAAGAACACGUGUGAGACCUUCUUACAGGAGAGAAGUCAGAGGUCUUCAGAGGUUCUCUGCAGUCAGCACUCAGAGAAACUCAGACUCUUCUGUCUGGACCAUCAGCAGCCAGUGUGUCUCGUCUGCAGAGAUUCAGAAAAACACAGCGGCCACAAGAUCAGACCCAUCGAUGAAGCUGCACAACAACCCAAGAAGCAACUACAGGAAACUCUGGAGACCCUCAAGAAGAACUUAAAGAGUCUGGAAGAAGUUCAGGUGAAGUUUGAUCAAACAGCAGAUCACAUUAAAGUCCAGGCCCGACACACAGAGACACGCAUGAAGGAGCAGUUUAAGAAGCUUCAUCAGUUUCUAGAAGAGGAAGAGGAGACCAGGAUGGCUGCACUGAGGGAGGAAGAGGAGCGGAAGAGUCACAUGAUGAAGGAGAAGAUGGAGGCUCUGAGCAGAGAGAGAGACGCUCUAUCAGAUACAGUCAGAGCCACAGAGGACGAGCUGAGAGCUGAAGACGUUUCCUUCCUGCUCAGCUACAAGGCUGCAGUGGACAGAGUGCAGCAGCGCCCCCUGCUGGAGCCACAUCUGCACUCAGGAGCUCUGAUAGAUGAGGCCAAACACCUGGGCAACCUGGCCUUCAACAUCUGGAACAAGAUGAAGGACGUGGUCUCCUACAGUCCUGUGGUUCUGGACCCAAACACUGCUCAUCCAAGACUCAUCCUGUCUGAAGAUCUGACCAGUGUGAGACGAGGAUCCAGACAGAAGGUUCCUGACAAUCCAGAGAGGAUGGAUCGUAACAUCAGUGUCCUGAGCUCUGAGGGUUUUAACUCAGGAACUCACAGCUGGGACGUCCAGGUUGGAGACAACAAAUUUUGGACAGUGGGAGUUUUAGAGUCUUCCCAGAGGAAAGAAAGAGACAUACGGUCUGGAUUAUGGGGGAUAACUUUAUAUGAAGAUAAAUACCACACAGGGUCAUCAGGUGAAGUCUCUGUUCUCCAGCUGAAGAACAAGAUCCAGAAGUUCAGAGUGACUCUGGACUGGGACGGGGGACAACUGUCCUUCUCUGAUCCGGAUACUAACACACUCAUACACAGACACACACACACUUUCACACACACCGUGUUUCCAUUCAUUAACACUGGAGACGAUGAUGCUCUUCCAGUGAAGGUGUUACCAGUGAAGGUUUGUGUGACAGAGGAACAGAGCAGUUAGAGACAAACAGCAGGGACAGUGCAGAGAACUGAACCAGGUUCUCUUUGACGUGUCUGAUUCUUCUGCUUGUUUAUUUUUCACUCGUGUAAAACAUUUUCACUGUCACUUUUUAUUCAAAGUAGUAAAAUCAGUGAUUAGAGAUCAA